Molecule: messenger RNA, 1164 nt
Organism: Entrophospora candida
Lineage: Eukaryota; Fungi; Glomeromycota; Glomeromycetes; Entrophosporales; Entrophosporaceae
Source: the annotation of a GenBank genome assembly
AUGGAUCCUGAAACAAAGUCAUGUGUUGAUAAAGCACGACUUAACAAAAAUCAGAUUCAUCUUUUUUUCAAUCCUCCUUGUAAAGUCUAUUCACAAAUCAAUGAAUUUAUUUUACCUAAUCCAAAUAAUGUUAAUUCUAUAAGUAUCCCAAAAUCUCCAAACUCUUUUUUCCUAUACCGGAAAAAUUAUAUUGCAAAACAUAAGUCUCCUAGGAAUAAAAAGGACGGGAGAAUUCUUUCAAAGGAAGCCAGUGUUUCCUGGAAGAAUGAACUCAAGGAAGUGAAAGUUUAUUUUAAAGUAUUAGCAAAAGUAGCUUUUCAAAAACAUAAAAUAACAUAUGAAAAUCGAAAAAAUCGUAUUUUUAUUCAUCAACAACCGGGGCCACAACAAAAACAAAUAGACAAUAAUAAUGAUUCUGCAGUUUCACCAUCAACCUAUCCAAUUUCUUUUUCUCUUCCUUCUAGUUGUCAGCACACAAAUAAUAAUACGGGUUCAUCAUAUCAACAACUGGAACUGCAACAAAAACAAAAAGAUAAUGACGAUUGUGUAGCUUAUUCAUCAUCAACUCAUCCACAACCUACUUUUUUUUGCACAAGUAAUAAUACAAGCUUUCCUCAUCUUGUGCUUCAACAACCAGAGCCACAACAAAAUCAAAAAGUUAGUUGUUAUGAAAAAAAUAAUAACGAUUGUGCAACUUUAUCAUUACUUAAUACACAUUCUACUUUUUUUUGCACAAAUGAUAAUACAAACUUUCCUCAUUUUGUGCUUCAACAACUGGAACCACAACAAAAUCAAAAAGAUAAUUUUCAUAAUAACGAUUGUGCAUUUUCAUUACCAUCACCUCAUCCACAUUUUACUUCUUUUUGCACAAGUGAUAAUGCAAGCUUGUCUCAUUUUAUGUUUCAACAACCGGAACUACAACAAAAUCAAAUAGAUAAUUUUCCUAUCAACAAUUGUGCAGUUUCAUUACCAUCACCUCACCCACAUUCUACUUUUUUUAACACAAAUGAUAAUACAAGCUUACCUCAUUUUAUGCCUCAACAACUGGAAAUACAACAAAAUCAAAUAGAUAAUUUUCCUAUCAACAAUUGUGCAGCUUCAUCAUCGCCUUAUUACGAUUUUAAUGCUAAUUGGAAUACGAUAAAUGGCUACUUUCCUAAUUGA